AUGCGUGGAAAGAUUAUUCUCGAAGAACAUGUCUGCAUGCCAGAGGAUGACCCGGUCGAGAAACUGCGGUUUGCAUCACGGAAUUCCAAAGAUUUGGCAGAAGCACUCCUCGAGAUCCAUGGAUCCCGGCUAGAUGAAAUGAACGCCAACGGUGUGGAGAUGGCGGUCAUGUCCCAGAAUCCCCCCGGCGCUCAAGGUAUCAGAGAUCCCAAGGCCGCCGAAGCAUACGCCACGAGGUCCAACAACUAUAUCGCAAACCUCGUGGAUAAAGCACCCGAAAGGUUUGCUGCUUUUGCCGGAGUUUCGAUGCAUAACCCACUCGCUGCAGCCUCUGAGCUGACGCGGUGUGUGAAGGAGUUGGGCAUGGUUGGCGUCAUGCUUCACGAUGCUCAGGAGUAUCUUGACGUAAAUGGAGAGGUCAAGGAGCGGUUUUACGACGAUCCCAAGUACGACACGUUUUGGGCGACUGUUGAGUCGUUGAACAUUCCGAUUUACCUCCACCCUAAACCACCCAUCCCACAGGAAUUCCUGCGACUCUACCAGAGCAGGCCGUGGCUCGUGGGUCCCACGUUCAGCUUUACGAUCGACUCGAGUUUUCACGCGUUGGCGCUUUGUACUGGUGGUUUGUUUGACCGCUUCCCAAAACUCCAAAUGAUUUUGGGCCACAUGGGUGAGCUUCUGCUUGGUCAACUAGGCCGGAUAGACCACUGGCUCGAGAAGCGGGAUCGAGGACGAGGCCUUCCUGCGGAGAAGACACUCCGUGAGUAUUUGGAGAAUAACGUCUCCAUCACCACAGCAGGCUAUUUCUGUACGCCUCCGCUUUUGAAUGCUAUCACGGAAAUCGGUGUCGACCGUAUCCUCUUCUCGGUCGACACGCCGUAUGAGAACAUCACAGAAGGGUCGAUGUGGUUGGACACGCUUCCCAUGAAUCAAGCCAGCAUCGAGCAGAUCGGCAGAACGAACGCGCUCAAGCUGUUUCCACAACUGCAAGCCCGUCUGCGUUCUUCGGAUGUUGAAGCACUUCAGCAGGAUAGGAACCGUGUUUUGUUCACCACAAAUCCAGGCUUUGAGACCCCAGGAGAAAAGUGCUCACAGAAUAGAACAUCACACAUGUGA
Messenger RNA from Exophiala bonariae, 1116 nucleotides. RefSeq lists its product as uncharacterized. The transcript has 2 exons. Gene Ontology annotation, cellular component: cytosol; cytoplasm. The record is from RefSeq and is a predicted model, not a curated record. Gene Ontology annotation, molecular function: carboxy-lyase activity; hydrolase activity. Gene Ontology annotation, biological process: secondary metabolic process. Lineage: Eukaryota; Fungi; Ascomycota; Eurotiomycetes; Chaetothyriales; Herpotrichiellaceae. The coding region runs from base 1 to 1116 and encodes 371 amino acids.